UCUCUCUCUAAAAGUUCAGAGAAUUAAGCAAAAUUAGAAGAUGGGUUUAGUUGAUUUUCUUUCGGAUUAUGUUUCAUACCGUUUUGGUUCGAGAAAAAAGAAGAGACGAAAGCCAAACCAGACAGUAGAAAUCAUGGUGAAGAUGGACUGUGAUGGGUGUGAAAGGAGAAUUAAGAAUGCUGUUUCCUCCAUCAAAGGAGUGAAGUCAGUGGAGGUGAACAGGAAGCAAAGCAAAGUAACAGUGAUUGGAUAUGCUGAGCCAAGCAAGGUCCUAAAAAGGGUUCAAAGCACAGGAAAGAAGGCUGAGUUUUGGCCUUAUGUCCCCUACAACUUGGUGGCUUAUCCUUAUGUUGCUCAGGCUUACGACAAGAAGGCGCCUGCCGGGUACGUAAAGAACGCCACUCAAGUGCUCUCGGUUGCGGAGGCGCCCGACGAGAGGUUGAUAAUGAUGUUCAGCGAUGAAAAUCCUCAUGCUUGUUCUAUUAUGUAAGAAAAUGUAUGGUUUGAACAUGGAGGAUUAGGGUUUGUAUGCUACAUGUUUUGCUGAAGAGAAAGAUGGUAGUGGCUGUAUCAUGGUAGAAA
This is a messenger RNA of Cucurbita pepo subsp. pepo (vegetable marrow), 582 nucleotides long. The record is from RefSeq and is a predicted model, not a curated record. Lineage: Eukaryota; Viridiplantae; Streptophyta; Magnoliopsida; Cucurbitales; Cucurbitaceae.